This is a messenger RNA of Ceratina calcarata, 602 nucleotides long. Its product is annotated as mitogen-activated protein kinase kinase kinase 7-like. NCBI's taxonomy places the organism in Eukaryota, Metazoa, Arthropoda, Insecta, Hymenoptera, Apidae. The transcript is spliced from 2 exons. The annotation marks the transcript as partial. Gene Ontology annotation, molecular function: MAP kinase kinase kinase activity; ATP binding. The record is from RefSeq and is a predicted model, not a curated record. Gene Ontology annotation, biological process: immune response; positive regulation of canonical NF-kappaB signal transduction; protein phosphorylation.
GCAAAUGAAGGAGAUACUUAGAUGGCUACAUUUCGGUGAACCGCUCUGUACUGACUUUAGAUGCAAAGGGAGAAAUGUCGUGGGUGAAGCCGCGACAGGGAACGCUGGUCAAUAAUACUAUAGUAUGCUUAUGUGUAAUACUUUAUUUCAGUUUUACAUUGCAAUCCCCAGCCAAGGUACACAGCAGGUCAUGCGAUGAGCUGGGCAUUACAAUGUGCACGUGGCGUCGCAUACCUCCAUAAUAUGAAACCCAAACCUUUGAUCCACAGAGACUUAAAACCACCGAAUUUGUUAUUAGUAAUGGGUGGACACACCCUAAAAAUUUGUGAUUUCGGUACAGCUUGCGAUCUGAAUACCUACAUGACUAACAAUAAGGGGUCUGCUGCGUGGAUGGCCCCGGAGGUAUUUGAAGGUUCCAGGUACACGGAAAAAUGUGAUGUGUUUAGUUGGGGUGUCAUUUUAUGGGAGAUAUUAUCGAGGAAGAAACCUUUUGAUGAGAUCGGUGGAUCAGCCUACAGAAUAAUGUGGGCAGUGCACGUUGGGCAAAGACCCCCUUUAAUAGAAGGUUGUCCAAAGCCAAUUGAAGAUCUCAUGACCAGNAC